UUAUACGCUAUAUAAAAAAAACACAUUUUCAACAUGUUAGUAAGUGCAGUUUGAGCCUUGUGUUAAUAAUGUGUUAAUGAGAUUAAUAAUGUGAGCUCUGUGUUGUCUAAAUCAUCCACCAAAAGCUCUACAAUGUCUUGAAAAAAAGCAGUAACGUGAUCCAUAAUAUCACUUUGUGUGUAGUGUUUUAUUGUUUUCUGGAUAUGCAUUCAUAGAAGUGAAGACUUGAAAUCCAUAAUUUGUUUUGUUUUUUUAGAUUUCUUGGCCCAUUUAUAAUGCAAAAUGGAUGCAUCUUUAAAGUUAAAAUCAUGUGUAACACAGACUUGAAAUGCUUUUUUAUCAUAAAAUGAAUUCCUUGCCUGCUUAUUGUACAGUGACUGAUUAGAUUUUUCUUUUUCAAAGAACUGAUACAGAGUGAGAUGAAACAGAUGAUUUACUGUUGCUGUCACUUUUAUCACUGAGACAAAGUACGCAUGCCCUUGGCUUUCCUCCAGUACUCAUUUAAAUUUCAACCUUUGCACCUUGAAAAGUUUCAUGUUUUUUCCCAGCCCUCAGCAGCCACAGUCAUGCUUUCUCUGUCAUUACGGCAAAUAUUACGGCCCGUGCAGCCCCUCUUCCUUAGGGUGUUAGGAUGUUCGGGGCGAGAGGGACAGCUCACAGCGGAGUCGUGCAGACGGGGCCUCUGCAGCGCCGGUGAGUGGACGGGACAGGAGAGUCUGGCCCAGGACGACCCGGAGAUGUGGAAUCUCCUGCAGCAGGAGAAGGACAGGCAGUGCCGGGGACUGGAGCUCAUCGCAUCUGAGAACUUCUGCAGCCGUGCAGCGCUCGAGGCCCAGGGCUCCUGUCUGAACAACAAAUACUCUGAGGGAUACCCGGGACAAAGGUACUAUGGAGGUGCAGAGAUUGUAGACCAGAUUGAGCUGCUGUGUCAGAAGCGAGCACUCUCCGCCUUCGGUCUUGACCCAAAUCUGUGGGGCGUCAACGUCCAGCCGUACUCCGGAUCCCCUGCUAACUUUGCAGCCUACACAUCUGUUCUGCAGCCUCAUGACCGCAUCAUGGGCCUGGAUCUGCCCGAUGGAGGACACCUUACCCACGGCUACAUGACAGACACCAAGAGGAUCUCAGCCACCUCCAUCUACUUUGAAUCGAUGCCUUACAAGCUGAAUCCUCAAACAGGUCUGAUAGAUUAUGAGCAGCUGGAGAAGACGGCCCGACUUUUCAGACCCAGACUCAUCAUAGCAGGAACCAGCGCCUACGCUCGCCUCAUCGACUACCCUCGCAUGAAGAAGCUGUGUGAGGAGCUUAAUGCCUACCUGCUGGCAGACAUGGCUCAUAUCAGCGGCCUGGUGGCAGCAGGAGCUGUUCCUUCUCCUUUCGAUCACGCUGACCUUGUCACCUCUACGACCCAUAAGUCCCUGCGUGGAGCAAGGGCCGGUCUGAUCUUCUACAGGAAAGGUGUGCGUUCUGUGGAUAAGAAAGGUCGGGAGGUGACCUAUGACCUCCAGGACAAGGUGAACUUCGCAGUGUUCCCGUCACUUCAGGGAGGACCUCACAACCACGCCAUUGCAGGGGUGUCCGUCGCCCUCAGACAGGCUUCCACUCCCAUGUUCAAACAGUACAUCGCUCAAGUGCUGCUGAACGCCAAGUCCAUGGCUAAUGCUCUGCUGAAGAAAGGCUUCACCCUGGUGUCAGGUGGGACUGACAACCACCUGGUCUUAGUUGACCUGCGACCUCGCGGGAUGGACGGGGCUCGAGCUGAGAGGGUCCUGGAGCUUGUGUCCAUCACCGCCAACAAGAACACUUGCCCCGGAGACAAGAGUGCUCUCACUCCAGGAGGACUCCGUCUCGGAACUCCGGCUCUCACCUCCAGACAGUUCAAGGAAGCAGACUUUGAUAAGGUUGUGGAGCUUAUUGAUGAAGGGAUUCAGAUCGCUUUGGAUGUGAAGAAGAAGACUGGAAAUCUGGCCAGCUUUAAGUCCUUCCUACUGGAGGACAAAGAGACAGUGUCACGCAUCGCAGAGCUCCGCCAGCGGGUGGAGCUAUUCGCCAGGCCCUUCCCCAUGCCCGGAUUCACUGACCACUGAAACAUCACACAUAAACAGUUUCCUUCCACAUCUUCGACAUUUAUUUUAUUUCUCCUCUAAGAUUUUUUUUAUUCUUUAAUGGUAAUAAGCAUUGUUACAAAACUGUCAGCUUUAUGUCAGUUGAAAGUUGUGCUGCAUCAGUGGUCACAUUUGCAUAUCAACUAAUGACAUUAUAAUUGCAAAAUAAGGUGACAAAUGUAACCUGAUGUAUCAAAGUCUGAUUAAUAAAAAAACAUACAAUACAAUAUUCCUGAUGAUACAGAUCUACUGUAUAUUGAAAGUGUUUAUUAAUGUUUUUGCCAGCAACUCUAACUCCUCCUGGCAUCCAUAAAUGGAGGCUCGUGUUUAAACAUUUAAUAAAUGACUAUAUAGUAGAACAGAACUGUAGCAACAUUAAAUAUGUCUUCAUAAAAGAAGUUAGAGUUGUUGACAAAUACUGAGAUUUAAAGUAAAGUGUCUCCCUAAAUGUAAUUAUGCAAGUAUCAAUGAAUUAGCUAUCCAUUUAGUGAAGAAUUUAUCAAACUUUUUACAGAGAAUUUUACAGUUAACAUUCUUAUAAGCUUCUUUGAAAAAUUAUGAUUGAACCUACUAGAUUUGUUAUAUUUGUUUAUGAUGAGUUUGAUAAUGAUGAUGCUUUCCUUUAAGAUUGUUUUCACUCUCCUACAUUUUCCACGUCUCAGACUGUGCUUUGCUGCCCUAAGCCGAGAAGGACCUUAAGUGUUUUUGGUAUUUGGCUUUUUGUCGCUAAGCUUUUUUAAGAGCCCUUAUCAAGUCAGGCUUUGUCCCAGGCUGGGAAACCACAGCAGCUAUGUUGGGAAUUGAACACAUGCUCAGUUUACACCCACAGAACCACAAACCAAGAGGAGAAACAGUUAAACAGUGGAAACUAUGUUUUCAAUCGUUUAAAAAAAACAGCACAACUAAUAUCACCUUCUAUACACGAUCGCCCAUAAAGUUGGAAUAACUUUGAUUUUAGACACAGUCCUCUGUUAGUUGUGGUUUCCUUUUUAUUGUGAUAUGUUUGGAAUAGAUUGAGAAGAAAUUUGGAAAAGAUAUACACUUUAUCUGCUGAGAAUAAAUUACAUUGUCAUAAUCAUUUCAUGGAAAGAGGUAAAAAAUAUUAUGGGCGAUUGUGUACAUUCACUUUAAUUUAUAUUGUAAAGGAUUUGUGAUGAAUGUACAAUGUAUAUACAGUAGAUCAUUGCAAUAAAAACUCAAUGUUUUCACGUUUGUUGAACA
Messenger RNA from Centropristis striata (black sea bass), 3323 nucleotides. Its product is annotated as serine hydroxymethyltransferase, mitochondrial-like. NCBI's taxonomy places the organism in Eukaryota, Metazoa, Chordata, Actinopteri, Perciformes, Serranidae. Gene Ontology annotation, biological process: folic acid metabolic process; purine nucleobase biosynthetic process; L-serine catabolic process. Gene Ontology annotation, cellular component: cytoplasm; mitochondrial inner membrane; BRISC complex. The transcript is spliced from 12 exons. Gene Ontology annotation, molecular function: mRNA regulatory element binding translation repressor activity; mRNA 5'-UTR binding; cobalt ion binding. Bases 474 to 2084 code for a protein of 536 amino acids. The record is from RefSeq and is a predicted model, not a curated record.